AUGGAAACAACCGCUGAGCCCCUUCAGGACCCCUCGGAUAACGCAAACGAUGUCGUCUCCGACGACUCCUCACCAGAGACCGAUCUCAACGAUCACCAAAACUCACCGGAAAACAACCUCCCACCUUCGUCAGAAACCCACUCUCCACUUCCCAAUACAACAAUUGAAGCUCCAGUUUCAGACUCCCAAGACGACUCUUCUGACCCCAUCCAACAACCCGAAAACCCUAACUCCAUAUUCCCUGCUCCACCACCCAAAAAACGACGCCGUAGAAAACGCUUCUUCACGGAAAUCAACGGUAAUCCCUCGUUCCGCCGCCACAAAAUUGGCGGCGGCCUUUCAAAAGAAGUCGAUGUGGAAGCAUUAAUCGCAAUCUCCGUCGGUUUUCCUGUCGAUUCGCUAACCGAGGAAGAAAUUGAAGCUAAUGUAGUGUCUACGAUUGGGGGCACGGAGCAAGCUAAUUAUAUUGUGGUGAGAAACCAUAUUCUUACUCGUUGGAGAUCUAAUGUCUCUGUUUGGUUAACUCGUGAUCAUGCGCUUGAGUCAAUUCGGGCUGAGCACAAAGCAUUGGUGCAUUCUGCUUAUAAUUUUCUGCUACAGCACGGCUACAUUAACUUUGGCGUGGCGCCGGCUAUUAAAGAAGCACAAUUGAAAUUAAACGAGGGAGCAGAGAGAGCCAACGUGGUUGUUGUGGGUGCGGGACUCGCGGGGUUGGUUGCGGCGAGACAGUUAAUGGCUAUGGGUUUUAAGGUUGCUGUUUUAGAAGGGAGGGCGCGGCCGGGUGGGCGUGUAAAGACGAUGAAAAUGAAGGGUGAAGGAGUGGUGGCUGCGGCCGAUGUUGGUGGGAGUGUUCUCACUGGAAUAAAUGGGAAUCCACUUGGAGUUCUUGCAAGGCAAAUGGGAUUGCCGCUACAUAAGGUGAGAGAUAUUUGUCCUUUGUAUUUACCGGAUGGGAAGGCUGUUGAUUCUGAGAUUGAUUCUAGGAUAGAGGCUUCUUUUAAUAAGUUGUUAGAUAGAGUUUGUAAGCUUAGACAGGCUAUGAUUGAGGAAGUUAAAUCUGUAGAUGUUAAUCUAGGAACUGCGCUUGAAGCGUUUAGGCAUGUUUAUAAGGUGGCUGAGGAUCCACAAGAGCUGAUGUUGUUAAAUUGGCAUCUUGCGAAUUUGGAAUAUGCAAAUGCUUCGUUAAUGUCUAAUUUGUCUAUGGCAUAUUGGGAUCAGGAUGAUCCUUAUGAAAUGGGGGUGAUCAUUGUUUUAUUCCAGGAGCUUGCCAAGGACCUUCCAAUUUUCUACGAGAGGACUGUGGAGAGUAUAAGGUAUGGAGUUGAUGGGGCUAUUGUUUAUGCGAGUGGACAGGAGUUUCGUGGAGAUAUGGUGCUCUGCACGGUCCCAUUGGGGGUGCUUAAGAAGGGAUCCAUUGAAUUUGUCCCUGAGCUUCCACAAAGAAAGAAAGAUGCAAUUCACAGGCUAGGAUAUGGGUUGCUAAAUAAGGUGGCUUUGUUGUUUCCCUAUAAUUUUUGGGGAGGAGAAAUUGAUACAUUUGGUCAUUUGACAGAAGAUUCAAGCAUGAGAGGCGAGUUUUUCCUGUUUUAUAGCUAUUCUUCUGUUUCAGGGGGUGCUCUUCUAAUUGCGCUAGUUGCUGGGGAUGCUGCAGUUAAGUUUGAGACCAUGUCUCCAGUGGAGUCUGUGAAAAGGGUCCUAGGCAUAUUGCGUGGUAUUUUCCAUCCAAAAGGAAUUGUUGUUCCAGAUCCAGUUCAAUCAGUCUGUACUCGCUGGGGAAAAGAUUGCUUCGCAUAUGGAUCUUAUUCUCAUGUUGCAGUGGGGUCUUCAGGAGAUGAUUAUGAUAUUCUUGCUGAGAGUGUAGGGGAUGGAAGAGUUUUCUUUGCAGGAGAGGCAACUAACAAACAGUAUCCAGCAACAAUGCAUGGAGCUUUUCUCAGUGGGAUGAGAGAGGCAGCUAAUAUAUUGAGAGUGGCCAACAGAAGGUCAUUAGCUUUGACCAGCAAAGUAAAUAAUGGCCUCAAGGAAAUUGAUGAUUUGAACAAAUUAUAUGACACCCCUAAUCUGACCUUCGGGAGCUUCUCUAUUUUGUUCGAUCCCAGGUCCAAUCAUAGUGAAUCUCUGUCAUUGUUGAGGGUCAAAUUACAAGGGGGACAGUCAGAUUCUUGUUUUCUAUCUCUUUAUGGUUUGACUUCAAGGAAGCAGGCAAUUGAACUUAGUGAGCUGCAAGAUGAUGGAAAGAGGAUGGAGAUGUUGUAUCAUAACUUUCAGAUAAGGUUAGUUGGAAGAAAAGGUUUGCCUAAUGCUGGGGAAUCUCUUAUCACAUACAUCAAAGAGGCUAGAUCUAAACUAAAUGUAGGGAAUUGA
This is a messenger RNA of Dovyalis caffra, 2364 nucleotides long. The record is from the annotation of a GenBank genome assembly. Lineage: Eukaryota; Viridiplantae; Streptophyta; Magnoliopsida; Malpighiales; Salicaceae.